GAUUUGAUGUUCUGUGAUUGAUGAUGUGUUGUGUGUCUAGCAUAGUAUUUUUCUUUUCUCAUGCAUAUAACUGUCAUAUUUCCGUUGCACAUUAGUUUUUGCUUGCGUUUUUUUUUUCAGGUUUGGUGAGUAGAUAGUGUAUAGUACCAUUACUUUACUGCAUAUAAAUAUUAUAACAUUUAGUACAUAGUAUGAAAAUCACUAGUUCAGCACAAUAUGUCCUCUUUUUGGAGUAAGAUCUUUAAACCUGCUCAAAAGAAACGUGAAUAUAAAAACUUAACCAAGGGAGUUGACCCUAAUGAAAUAUGGGAAAUCUGUGGCGAACUAGGAGAUGGUACCUUUGGAAAGGUUUACAAGGCGAAAAACAAAACCACUGGAUUGCUUGCUGCAGCUAAGAUUGUUGAGAUCAAAGAGGAAAGUGAGCUUGAUGAUUUCAUGGUUGAAAUUGACAUUUUGUCAGAUUGUAAACACAAAUAUGUUGUCAAUCUUUACGAAACUUACUAUCAUGAAAGCCAAUUAUGGAUGAUGUUGGAAUUUUGUGGUGGUGGAGCUAUGGAUGAUGUCAUGUUAGACCUUGAACGUGGAUUAGAUGAAACAACUAUAAAGGCAAUUACACGCCAAAUGACUGAGGGACUUGCAUUUUUGCAUGCUUGCGGUGUGAUACAUCGAGAUUUAAAAGCUGGAAAUGUUUUGUUGACUGAAAAAGGAGAAAUGAAAUUGGCUGAUUUUGGUGUUUCUGCCAAAAACAAAGGUCCCAACAUCAAACGCAAUACAUUUAUUGGAACACCAUAUUGGAUGGCACCAGAAGUUGUUAUAACAGAAACAAUGCGAGACGAGUAUUACGACAGCAAGUCUGAUGUUUGGAGCUUAGGUAUAACAUUAAUAGAACUUGCAGAGAUGCAACCUCCAAACCAUGAGAUGCACCCCAUGAGAGUUCUUUUUAAGAUAACAAAAGCAGAUCCACCAGCUUUGGCUAACAAAAGAAAAUGGUCAAAAGAUUUUCAUGACUUUGUGAACAUCUGUUUAAACAAAGAUCCCAAUGCAAGACCAACAAUGACUGAUCUCUUGGAUCAUCCUUUUAUUCGCGAAGUAAAAGAUAUCCAGCCGUGUAUAGAUUUGUACCGUGAAGUGAAAGCUGAAGUGGUUGAAACUCUUGAAGAUUUGCCAGAAGAUAGAGAGAUUGACAACUUACCUAAUACUCCGAGCAUUAAGAAGUCUACAUCGAGUGACACCCUUGAUAGUACGGCAACAGAAGACAGUUCAUCUAGUAAUAAAGACUCCUCCACAGCAGAGGGAGGAAGUGGAAUACCACCUAUGCCUAUCAGGAAGAUGAAAGAUUUGACCGAUCCAAUUCCUGAUGAAAAAUUAAAAUUUCAAAAUAGUGGUGAACAUAAAGAGACGAGUGAGGUUAAGCCAGAACUUGUUGGUUACAAAUCAACUGGUGAAAAGCGCGAAAUUGAUGGUGAUCCUAUUCUCACGAAGGAAGAAAUCAAAAAUCGCGAACUUGAAAAAGUGAAGAAAGCAUAUGAAGAAAAGGAAAGAAAAGGUGAAGUUCAUGAUCUGCAGGAUCAGAGUGCUUUUGGAGAAUCUGCCGACAGUAUGUCUGCAUCAAGUGGAACCUCUUCCAGAAAAUCUAUUGAUAAUAAAAAAACAGGUGGACAGCUUGCAUCUCUCACAGAUGAUUUGAAAGCUGUGGAAGAUGAAGUUAAAGAAGAGAUGUCAAAGAAUGAUGGUACUGAGAAACGUCAAUACAAAACGUUGACACGUGUAAGGAAAUAUGAGAAAGAUGGUGAAAUGGUGACUGAAACGGUCCAAAGAAUAGUUGAGGUGACCAGUGAGGAUUUCCGCGCUGCAGCUAAGAAAGAACAACAACUUCGCAAACUUGCUUUACAAGAAAUGAAGGCUCUUCGUCGUGAAGAGCAAAAGCAAGGCGCUGAGCUCAUGGCUCGAAUACGCCUACAAUGGGAUCAAAUCGAUGAGAAGUUCCGCCAGGAAGAAGAAGAGAUAAAACGGAAGUAUGAAACAGAUAUUGAAACCAUGAGUAGGCAGCAGAAACGUGAACUCGAAAAACUUGAGCUGAGUCAGACGAAUGACUUGAAACAAGAAAUGAAGAGAUUGAAAGUUGAUCAGGAAAAAACUCUAAAGAAAUUCCGAGAGAUGCUAAAAGAUGACCAAAAACAGAUGAAGAAAGAAGUGGAUAAAUUACCUAAAGCAAAUAGAAAGGAUGAAAUGAGACGAAGGAAAGAGUUGCUUGAUGUACGUCAGCAGAAUCAGGAACGCGAGUUUCUUUCCAAACAAGCCUGCGAGUGUGAAGACUUUCAUAAGAAGAAACUCGAGCAACAUGGAGCGAAUAUUUUUGAGAAAGAGAUGAAUUUCCUGAAUAUGAAACAUGACUUAAUUCGAGCAUGGAAAUCAGAUGAGUGGGAAAUGGAACAACGUCGUAUUUUUAAGAAACAUCAGUUGACGAAAAGCCAGCUUAAAGAAACCUUUUUUCUUCAAAGAACUCAAAUGUCUAAUCGUCAUACUAAGGAGUUGGAACAACAUUCUCGUUUGUACAAAAUGAAAGAUGAUGAUAUGAAACAUCGACAAGAUUUAGAGCGCAAGCGACUGCCGAAAAUACAAAGAAACGAUUUACGACAAAAAGUUCAAGCGAAACGAAAACAGUUACGCACGGAGAGAAACAAAAGAGAAUCGAUAAGUAUCGGAGGACUGUCUGCGAUUGAAAAAGAAAAACUGAAGGAGUUUGAAGAUGGUGUGCGAAAACAACACGCAGAUGAUAUGAACAGGUUGCUUGCUCGACAUCAACAAGAAGAAGCCGAUUUAAAACAAAGUGCGGAAAAUGAGGCUACAGAAGUCAAGCAGUUACAAAACGAGAAGAGACAUAUGUUGGUGCAAAGUGAAAGUGAGAAGCUAAAAGAGAGAGAAAUCAAACAUAACUCGGAACUCACAGAAUGGAAGGAAAGCCUAGCACCAAGAAAAAAGGCACUCGAAGCAGAAUUCUAUCGGCAGGAAGAAGAACAAAGAGAAUUUUAUUGUCACACCUCCGCUCAUGACGUCUCCCCAAGAUCUCCUGCUUCGAAGUCAGUACCGGUCUCGCCAACGCCUUCCAACAUGUCGUCCUCAUCGAACCCUGCGUCACUGUAUUGAGUGGUCUCCACGGAAAUAUUUCAUUGACGAGAAUGAUAGCGUUUUACACACGAUUUUGGGAUAUAUUUUUAAGAAGAUUGAGAAAAUUCGUAAAAACUGGAAGAGCUGCGAUUAAUGCGCAGACGCGAACUUUUUUUAAUUAUGUAGACUCGAUUUUUAAUAGGUAUAUCAUUUUUGACCCUGAUGUCCCCAUUCAUCCAUUUUUGGAAUGAAAAUAAAAUUUUCACACGAGGAUAAACAAAAAAUCCCGAAAAAUUCAAAUGUGUAAAUUUAAUGUUUGAUAAGUGUUGUGGGAAAUAACAAGAGGGUUGCUAAAACAAAUCCGAUUUUCCGAUUAAAAACCGUCUAUCCGUAUACAGUUCAAAAGAUUUAAGAUUAUAAAUUAAGCCAAGUAUUUUUGUACAGCCAAAAAUUCACUGAAAUAUAAUGACGACCAUUUUUUUUAAAAAAAAUUCACUUAUGUGAGAAAAAGUAUUGUUUAUACCUAAAAAUCUCUUAAUACAAGAUUUAACAGCUUUUUCUGAAAUGUUAAUAUUUGUAGAACAAAAUUAAGUAGUGGGGAGAGAAUUCACUUUAAAAAUCAUUAGAAAUAGAUGUUUACUUUUUUUGCCUCGAAUUUUCUCCUCGGCUUUUUUAAUUGUCUUUCAUGUGGUGAAAAUUAGCUGAGACAUCAAGGCAAUCGUGUAAGCUGCAACUUCCAUCCCAAUGCCCUAUUUUUGUGCAGAAAACGAAAAAUACUGGGAUCGACGCUGGCAUAUAUGGUAAAAAUUGACUUGAACAUCAACGCAUUAACGUAAGCUUCAACAUUGAUUCCGGUGUUCCACCUUUUUCAUGAGCACACAAAAUAAGGUGUUGGGAUCGAGGUGUGAGCCUACAUUAAAUUUACAAAUUGGUUUCUAGUUUUUCAUACUUACUUGCAGAUAGUAAUUUAGUAAAAUUAUUUUAAUUAUAAUACUGCACAUAACUUUUUUCAUGUAAAAAUACAAAAAAUCAACUGUUCA
This is a messenger RNA of Hydractinia symbiolongicarpus, 4148 nucleotides long. RefSeq names its product serine/threonine-protein kinase 10-like. The record is from RefSeq and is a predicted model, not a curated record. Lineage: Eukaryota; Metazoa; Cnidaria; Hydrozoa; Anthoathecata; Hydractiniidae. Gene Ontology annotation, biological process: protein phosphorylation. The coding region runs from base 217 to 3147 and encodes 976 amino acids. The transcript has 20 exons. Gene Ontology annotation, molecular function: ATP binding; protein serine/threonine kinase activity.